Salvelinus namaycush (lake trout) is the source of this 2058-nucleotide messenger RNA. It is a transcript of the gene rtn4a, whose product is annotated as reticulon 4a. The record is from RefSeq and is a predicted model, not a curated record. Gene Ontology annotation, biological process: brain development; endoplasmic reticulum tubular network formation; neuron differentiation. The transcript has 7 exons. Gene Ontology annotation, cellular component: neuron projection; postsynaptic density. The coding region runs from base 165 to 1199 and encodes 344 amino acids. Lineage: Eukaryota; Metazoa; Chordata; Actinopteri; Salmoniformes; Salmonidae.
GAGUCGUUCUUCUGUAACAGUAGUUUAUUCGGACCCAAAAAGCCCGAGGGAAUUCAACGAGCUUAUUUUGUUUGUUGUUUUUUUGUUGAGUGUUCGUAGUUAUUCAGUCAACGUGCCCUGAAAAGUACGAACUUUAUCCGCAGACAACCGGUAGUUAACGUUAGAUGGACGACGGUGAGCAAGUCGUAUCGUCCACAACCGAAGACGAAAUGAGUAGAUACAGUCAAUACGGUAAUCAUUAUGGCAACAACGAGGCCACAGCUACAUUUGGCGACGAUGAUAUUGUAGACUUAGUUGGCGGAGCACAUGAUGCUAUUGAGAGGCACAAGGCUUCGUACCCCGAGGAUAUAAUUAAAUUUAGGAAGGACGAGGAAGCGCUACUGACCACCACUACAGAGCGUGCCACGGCACAACUGACACACGACGAGGUGAUUCCAGAUUCCACUCCAUCAGAGGAAGAGUUGGCAGAAAUAAUUCCAGCACCAGUGAUUCUCAAUUGUUUGGAUGCAGACUCUUUGCCAGAACUCAUCAGACCAUAUCCCCCGGCAAAAGCAGCUCCAGAAGAAGCAGGUCCAGUACUAGAAGCAGCUCCAGAGGAAGAAGCGACUGCGGCUCCUCCAGCACCACCCCUGGUAGAGCUCCUGUACUGGCGUGAUGUCAAGACUUCUGGCGUGGUGUUUGGCGCUGGCCUCUCUCUGCUGCUCUCCCUGACACUUUGCAGCAUUGUCAGCGUCUCGUCCUACAUCGCUCUGGCGCUCCUCUCCGUCACCAUUUGCUUCAGGAUAUACAAGGGGAUCCUGCAGGCCAUCCAGAAGUCUGAUGAAGGGCACCCAUUCAAGCUGUACCUGGAUCAGGAUGUGGGUCUGUCAGAGGAAACUGUCCAUAAGUACAGCGACUGUGCUCUGGCACGGUUCAACACAACAGUCAUAGAGCUACGUCGCCUCUUUCUUGUUGAAGACCUGGUGGAUUCCCUCAAGUUUGCUGUGUUGAUGUGGAUUCUCACCUAUGUUGGUGCCUUGUUCAACGGACUCGACCUCCUUAUUCUAGGUCUGGUUGGACUGUUCAGUUUCCCCAUCAUCUAUGAGAAGUACAAGGUACAGAUUGACCAUUAUGUGGGGAUGGCCAACAAGCAGGUCAAAGACAUUAUUGCAACGGUCCAGGCCAAAGUCCCUGGACUGAAGCGUGUGAAGGCUGACUGAAGAAAGAAAUGCCGGUCAGUCCCUGAAGUCCUUUAAGAGGGUGGGAGGCACUGGGCGGGGGUGGUGUGUUUAAGGUGGUAUGCAGCACUAUUUUCAGAAUUCCUUGUGUUCCCUGAAACACCCUGGAUUAUCAGUAUUCUAUAGCUCAAGUAUUGCCACCUUUUGAUGAACUAAUUUGACUAUACCACUAUGCUAUCUGGCUCAAAAUGCUAGUUGGAAUAUGUUAAAAAAAAUAUAUAUAUUUUAAUCUUGCACUUGGACAUUACCAGUGAUGGAUGUUGAAAGGAAAUUGUGUUCCAUGGGCUGGUUCAUUUGUUCUUCGACGCAGUGUUCAGACAAUUGGAAUUGCUAUGUCUUUCUCUUUUUUUUUGUAAGAGGGAGAACUUUGGAAACCUGAGUUUUUUUUGAUUAAGUUGGUGGUGUUUGUGAUUUUACUGUUUUAUUGAUUGUAGUUUCACAAAGCUUCUAGAUCUCUUCAGUGGCUCUUGAGUGUGCUUGACACGAUGUGUGUCAUUGUGCUUGGCGAUGGUCUAAUACCAGCAGGGCGCUAUUCCAUAGCACUUCAUGCUUCUGAGUAUUUCUAGUUAGAAACAUUUAGAACUUUAAAAAAUUAGAGCAUUUAAUGAUCAUUUCAACUCAUGCAGCUGCCUAGUUAAACUCUAACACGUUUACAAACAACUUAAGAUGAAAAAAAUGAAACUGUCUGUGGACCCUAUCUAAAGCUGCAAAAUUAUGUAACUAACUUCAAGCAUUGUUUAUGCAAGUAAUUGUGAAUGUUACUUCAUACAAUUGUAAUGUACUCUUCUGUUUGUGGAAUGCAUUGUGAAAUAUAAACAAUUACAAUAAAGCUUCUAGAUGA